AUGGAGCUCGGCGCCGACAUCUACCUACGUGCUGACACCGCCUAUGUGCGGUCUCUGAUCGAAGACAAGCCCAUGCCGGCCGUCGUGCUCCUUGUGUACGGCCCGACGUAUGCGCAGACCAUGAGUCUCCUCCGUGGUCCAUUCAUCACCCAAUGCGAGGGCUCCGACGAGCAGUACAACACCCUGCACGAUCUCUUCAGCACUUACGGUGCCUUCACGCAUGGCAAGUACAACCUCACUGAGGACGACUUCUACCACUUUGCGGCACACCUCGUUCAAACCGCGAUGGAGCUUCAUCCGCUUGAGCGCGCGGACGAUGAGCUGCGCGAGCUCUCAGGAUGGCUGCGCGUCAACAUGCCCCAGGGUGUCUUUGACGUGAAUAUCGAGACCACCGAAGCAGCUCGCAAUGCCCGCGCGCCGUCGCCUCUCUUGCGCACUUCGAGCCAUGUGCUCGUCGGGCCGUCCUUUGUCCAUGCAGGCCGCGCUCUUGCAGCAUGGCUAGGCAGCAUCUCACUUGCUGACAAGCACACGCAUGGCGACAUGACCACGCUGUCUGCAGCGAGCAUCACCCCCGGCAACACCGCUGCUCAGUCUCAUGCGAGCCUCAGCGCCUGCAACGCCACCGCCAAACCAUCUGCCACAAGUAUUGCCAAGACUGGGGACGCCGCUGCACCAUCUCGCUACGCUCGGGCUGUCAAGGGUGAGGUAUUGGAGGUGGUGGUGGAGUCAGAUGAUGAUGGAGACAUGCCAGACCUUCAGACAGUGUAUGACUCCAGCGACCCGCCGACUAAUGAUGACGACUCUGACUCUGGUGCAAUAUUCUCUGACUACGAGUAG
Trametes versicolor FP-101664 SS1 is the source of this 837-nucleotide messenger RNA. RefSeq lists its product as uncharacterized. Bases 1 to 837 code for a protein of 278 amino acids. The transcript is spliced from 3 exons. NCBI's taxonomy places the organism in Eukaryota, Fungi, Basidiomycota, Agaricomycetes, Polyporales, Polyporaceae. The record is from RefSeq and is a predicted model, not a curated record.